UCUUUCCUCUAGUCUCCGCCUCUCUUCUUCCCCACCUUUUCUCUUCUCCCAUCUCCUUUUCUCCUUUCUUUCUAUCUUCUCUUCCCUCAUUAGUUCGUGUCUUCUUUCCCACUCCUUUAGAUUUCCCCUUGUCCUUCUGACCCCUUUCUUCCUCUCCUCUCUUUUCUCCUUUUUUCUUUCUCUCCUUUCUCGUUCCUUUUCGUCUCUCCCACCCUCUUCUUCUCCCUCCUACUCCUCUUUCCCCUCCUCCCCUCUCCGUUGAAUUUUUUUUUUCCCCUCCCGUUUGACAGACGAUCGCAUUGGGCCGCGGCCGCGGAGUGCGCCGCGCCAGGCUUGCGUUGGAGAUCUGACGCUGUUGUUCGUGCUCCCCCAUCCCCUCCCGCGCCCCUUCGGCUUCUCCGCAGUGCACUAGCACCGCCGCUGCUGACGGCGCCGCCUCCCUCCAGUCUCUACCAGACCGCCUGCCCAGACCAGGCCCCCAGACCCAUCACCUCCUGAUCUCCAAGCGCAGAGAGAGGUCAUGAUCCAGGGUGCCAGUGGGUGGAGAAGGAAGAACGUGGGGGGAAAGUGGAGAUAGCGAUUUCACCAGCCCUCACUAGAACCCGUGCAUAGCCUGUGCCCGGAGGCCGUCCGGGUGACCUCCAGCCUCUUUAGCUGUCCGUGGAGUGGGUCGGGACCAAGUUGCAGCCAUGGCCACCUUGCUUCGCAGCAAACUGUCCAAUGUGGCCACCUCUGUGUCCAACAAAUCUCAGGCCAAGGUGAGUGGCAUGUUCGCCAGGAUGGGCUUCCAGGCAGCCACUGAUGAGGAGGCUGUGGGUUUCGCCCAUUGCGACGAUCUGGACCUGGAGCAUCGGCAGGGACUGCAGAUGGAUAUCCUCAAAUCGGAGCCCAGCGAGGAGGGUGCCGAGCCUCCCGUCGAGGGUGACUUCCAUUACCAGAGGGAUGGCUCUGGGCCCUUGCCUCCCUCGGGUUCAAAGGAGCAGGGCAUGUGCUCUGAGUUCGGGGGUGGCCAGGACAAGCCCAAGAUCACUGCCUGGGAGGCAGGCUGGAAUGUGACCAACGCCAUCCAGGGUAUGUUUGUCCUGGGCCUACCCUAUGCUAUUCUGCAUGGAGGAUACUUAGGACUGUUUUUAAUUAUUUUCGCUGCGGUGGUAUGCUGCUACACUGGCAAAAUUCUUAUCGCAUGCCUCUACGAGGAAAAUGAAGACGGGGAGAUAGUCCGGGUGAGGGACUCCUACGUGGACAUUGCCAACGCCUGCUGCUCUCCCAGGUUCCCCAAACUGGGUGGGAGGAUAGUCAAUGUGGCUCAGAUUAUCGAGUUGGUCAUGACGUGCAUCCUCUAUGUAGUGGUUAGUGGCAAUCUGAUGUACAACAGCUUCCCCAGCUUGCCGGUCUCUCAGAAGUCCUGGUCUAUUAUCGCCACUGCGGCGCUGUUGCCCUGCGCCUUUUUGAAAAAUCUAAAGGCCGUCUCCAAAUUCAGCUUGCUCUGUACCUUGGCCCACUUCGUAAUCAACAUCCUAGUCAUCGCCUACUGCUUAUCCAGGGCCCGAGACUGGGCUUGGGAGAAGGUCAAGUUUUACAUAGAUGUGAAGAAGUUCCCCAUCUCUAUAGGCAUCAUCGUCUUUAGCUACACCUCGCAGAUCUUCCUCCCAUCCUUGGAAGGCAAUAUGCAGAAGCCCAAGGAGUUCCACUGCAUGAUGAACUGGACGCACAUCGCGGCCUGCGUGCUCAAGGGCCUCUUUGCGCUGGUGGCUUACCUGACCUGGGCGGACGAGACCAAGGAGGUCAUCACCGACAACCUGCCAUCCACCAUUCGUGCUGUGGUCAAUAUCUUCCUGGUGGCCAAGGCGCUGCUAUCCUAUCCGCUGCCGUUCUUUGCCGCUGUGGAAGUGCUGGAGAAGUCCUUCUUCCAGGAAGGCAGCCGAACCUUCCUCCCCAACUGCUAUGGGGGAGAUGGUCGACUGAAGCCCUGGGGGCUGACGCUGCGUUGUGCGCUCGUGGUGUUCACGUUGCUCAUGGCCAUCUACGUGCCGCAUUUCGCAUUGCUCAUGGGCCUCACUGGAAGCCUGACCGGGGCUGGCCUCUGCUUCUUGCUGCCCAGUCUCUUCCAUCUCAAGUUGCUCUGGCGCAAAUUACUCUGGCACCACGUCUUCUUCGACGCAGCCAUUUUCCUCAUUGGUGGCAUCUGCAGCGUUUCCGGCUUCGUGCACUCCCUGGAGGGGCUCAUCGAGGCUUACCGAACCAAUUCAGAAGACUAAACCCUAGGGCAGCAGCAGAAAGGCUGGUGGGCUGGCGGGAGUCCUCUUGGCACCCCUCCCUCUCCCCUGGACAUCUGCACCGCUCCCACCCUUCCCUUUCUGGUGGUCUCACAGGUUCCUUCGCUGCUCUCAGCCCAAAUCCUUUCUAUCCAGCCCCAUCCAAUUCCAUCCUGCCAGGUCCCCCAGGCUCCAUCUCUACAUCCUUUCCCACCCAAGUCCUUCAAGUCUAGCGAUUGGGUGACUAGGGUGAGUGGCCCCAAGACUGCCCCACCCAAUCCAGACCCCCACUCCCUGCCCUCUCCAGGCCUUACCCAGUCCAGUCCAGCUCUUUGCAUCGCUGUGCCCCUCCCUAUCCAGUUCGGUCCAUUUGAGGUAGGCAGGGUUUCCAUUGUCUAUCCUGACAAGUCUAGGCCUUUGGACUGUGUUGUCGUUGGCCAAGCUCCUAUCCCCUCUGGUCCUUCUCCCUCUCCUUUUUGUUCUUCUUCCCCUCCCCAUAUCCCCGACUUUUGAUUUAGUUUUUCCAUCUAAGCUUUACAUUUAAAUCCUUUUUUGUUUUUAGUUAUUCAGAAAGGGAAAGGAAUAAUCCCUAAUCAAAACCUUUCUUUUGUUUUAAUUUGUCUUCCUUUAUUGAUUUAAAAAUAAAGCUGGGGGUUAGGUUGGGGUAAGGUAGCAGAGAGCAGGAAACUGUGUCAAUAUUUAUGGGAGUUUCGUCCCACUAAAACCUCUUUCCUAGGAUUAGCUCUGGCACUAGCUCGCAGGGAUUCUUUAUGCAAUGGACAAGACUCAGGCUAGCCAGUCUGUGAGUCCCUUCCUUCCCCCACCCCCUGCCCGGAUCCCAGAGCAGUGUGGGUGGGUUUGUCCCAAGCACAUUUUGCACAUUGUAGGCUGUUCUAGGACAUGCAGCACAUCACUGUAUGGGCGCCCAGGGAGGGAGAAACUGGCCAGGGACUCUGGGCUUUUACUGGGGACUGGGUGGGAGGGAAAUCUCAAUCAACAAAUAUGCUCAGAAUCUUCCACUUUUCCCCAUUGCCAGCAAGCUUCCCAUUUCUGAGGACCUUUUGCCUUCAGCUGAAAACACAAGCUGGUAUUCAGUUCUUUUAUGUUUCAUUCUUUUCUUUGGGGGUAGGGAGGUGAAUAGAAACUGCAACUUGUUGGAUUUCAGGAAACAAAACCCACCCCAUUCUGUGCAACCUAUCAGAUUGUGGAUCUGUUCAAAUGUGUGUGUGUGUGUGGUGUAAUUGUGGUAAAUGAGAUGAAAAUGUAUAUCAGAAAAAAAAUCUAUCUUUAACAUAAGAUGUGGUUCAUAGUUAUAUCCACAAAUAAAGAGGAAACAAUGAUCCUGUGA
This is a messenger RNA of Monodelphis domestica (gray short-tailed opossum), 3603 nucleotides long. RefSeq names its product solute carrier family 32 member 1 (gene SLC32A1). The record is from RefSeq and is a predicted model, not a curated record. Lineage: Eukaryota; Metazoa; Chordata; Mammalia; Didelphimorphia; Didelphidae. Gene Ontology annotation, cellular component: vacuolar membrane. Gene Ontology annotation, biological process: amino acid transmembrane transport. Gene Ontology annotation, molecular function: L-amino acid transmembrane transporter activity.